Molecule: messenger RNA, 1275 nt
Organism: Anisakis simplex (herring worm)
Lineage: Eukaryota; Metazoa; Nematoda; Chromadorea; Rhabditida; Anisakidae
Source: the annotation of a GenBank genome assembly
AUGGCUGCUGGGAGAUUGCCUGCGUGUGUUAUUGACAAUGGCACUGGAUACACAAAAUUAGGCUAUGCGGGUAAUAGUGAACCGCAGUUUAUCAUUCCUUCCGCGAUAGCGGUCAAGGAAAAGGUCGGUGCACAGUCGUCGGCCUUGCGCUGGAAUACCGUCGGUUCAAGUCGAAUCGAUGAUCUGGAUUUUUUUAUUGGUGACGAAGCUCUAUCUCCUGCAGCUGCGAAUUAUUCGGUUAAGUAUCCUAUUAGGCAUGGUAUUGUUGAAGACUGGGAUCUUAUGGAACGAUUCUGGGAGCAGUGUAUAUUCAGAUACUUGAGAGCCGAACCUGAAGAUCAUUUCUUCUUACUUACAGAGCCGCCAUUGAAUACUCCCGAAAAUCGUGAAUUUACGGCUGAAAUAAUGUUCGAGUCGUUCAACGUACCGGGUCUAUACAUAGCUGUUCAGGCAGUCUUAGCAUUAGCUGCAUCAUGGCAAAGUCGUGAUAUUUCACAACGCUCUCUCACUGGUCUUGUUGUUGAUAGCGGUGAUGGUGUGACUCAUUGCAUUCCGGUUGCUGAAGGUUACGUUAUUGGUUCGUGCAUAAAGCACAUUCCGAUCGCUGGUCGCGAUAUCACCUAUUUCAUUCAGCAAUUACUCAGAGAACGUGAACCUACCGUUCCGUCCGAUCAAAGUUAUGAGGUCGCUAAAGCUAUUAAGGAAAAGUUUUGCUAUGUGUGUCCAGAUAUUUUACGAGAAUUCACGAAAUACGAUGCGGAUAGUGCGAAAUGGUUAAAGACAUACAAUGGCAUCAACAACGUCACCAAAAAACCAUUCGUUGUUGAUGUUGGUUAUGAGCGUUUUUUGGGUCCCGAAAUAUUCUUUCAUCCUGAAUUUGCAAAUCCGGAUUUCACAACGCCUAUCUCUGAAACAGUCGAUUCGGUCAUACAACAAUGUCCAAUUGACGUUCGACGUGGUCUCUAUGAAAACAUCGUACUUUCGGGUGGAUCAACAAUGUUCAAAGAUUUUGCUAGAAGAAUGCAACGUGAUAUCAAACGUAUUUCUGAUGCCAGACUUUCAAUCAGUGAGCAACUAUCUGGAGGACGACUUAAACCAAAACCAAUCGACGUACAAGUUGUAUCACACAAAAUGCAACGAUACGCCGUCUGGUUCGGUGGCAGUAUGCUCGGAUCAACGGCAGAAUUCUAUCAAGUAGCACAUACAAAGGAAGAAUACAUGGAGAAGGGAGCCAGUAUUUGUCGACACAAUCCAGUCUUUGGAGCGUUAACGUGA